AUGACGAGGGCCCGCUCCUCGCUCAGCUCGAUCCCGAGCCUCCUCCACCGACGCAUGCCCAGCAGAUCUAGAGACGGUGAAUCCACAUUAUCAUCCACGCCCUCCGAACCACCCGCGCCCACGCCGCAAAUCGAGCGCCUCCGGCACCGGCACACCACGAGCACAGGCUACGAGCGCAGUCCGUAUCUACCCAGAGUCCAAGUCCCUUCCCCGGAGCUGGACCUCAGCUUCGAGGAGCUCGCGGGCAGCACGAGCAACGCAUCUUCUGACUCGCCGUUGCCGCGGCUGAGUUCAGCCAGGCGGGAUGGCCGAGCGUCAUCCAUGCUGCCGUCCUUCAGACCGGACAGGGGCCUCAGAAACAUGACGAACUCGCUACGCCGCCGCAGGUCGCCCAUACGAAGAGAGGAGGACCAGGCAGCCAUGCUAUCGCGGCUGUUGUCGGUCGCAGCAGCAGCUACGGCAGCCUCGCUGAUGGGCGACGACCACCGAGCCGUUUCCGAAGCACGCAACGUUGCGGGUGAUGGUGAAGACGGCACUUUUGACAGUUUCCUACAGGCGCUGCAGAACGGGAGGAUCGCCUCAGCCUUGAGACAGAGUGGUAACAGCAACGGAAACGAGGAGGGCACAGACACCCCAGGUGGAAACACCCAGCCGCUCAACUUCUUCAGGAUGUUUAGGUUCGGGUCGUCGCAUGGAAAUGAACAUUUGGACGCGGACACGGUAGACCGAGAUGGCCGGGCUGAGAACAAUGGCGAAGAAGACGAAGGAGAUGGUAGGAUGGUGCCCAUUAUCAUCGUUGGUAUUCGGUCUAUCAACCCGGGCAGUGGCACCGAGCGCGAUGACAACAUCCCGCCCUUCCUCGACGCCUUGUCUAGUUUUCCCACGCCUGCUACGUCGCCCGGAGAAGAACCUAUGGAAGGCUGGACUCGCCAACCUCCCAACACUACGAGGUUUAGCCACCGGCGUAGGGCAUCUAUGGGCGGCAUGAACAACUUUUCGUCCAGCUACGACAACCAAAGAUACCGUUCGGCGCGACCACGCCCGUGGUCUACUAUGAGCGACUCCCCAGCUGGUCCUCUCCCACCUCCCUCCACACCAGCGAGUGCCGGCCUGUCUGCUGUCUCCUCCGGCGCGACUACUCCGACAUUCACAGCUUCACCACCCUCUCCGGCCAUUCCAUCCUCAGCAUCGUCCCGUCGCGGAAGCUUCAUUCGCCGCCCAACUGCGUCAGGUCUAGAACCUACUACCGAAGAGCCGACAGCUCACCGACGUACUCCUCGCCAGCGCCGACUGAGUGAGUCUGACUUCACCAGAUUUGGGUCCGGCUCGUCCCGUCGGAACGGUGUUGUCGAACCCGACAACAACCCCGGAGAGGGCUCAAGAAGCUGGAUUAUCUAUGUUCUCGGUGGUAGCUACCCCGAGAACCACCCUAUCCUCACAACACCUAGUCUUUUUACAGAUUCUCCCACCUACGAAGACAUGCUCCUUCUCUCCACUUUGCUGGGACCCGCGAAACCGCCCGUAGCAAGCGAGGAAGAUGUUGCAGCGGCACCAGGACUUCACGUGAUACGGACGUACGAUAACGGAAGGUUGGUCGCAGAGGCCGAGGGAGGACCCCCUCACAUCGACUUGAUGGCAGAGGCACGCUGCUUGGUUUGCUUGUGUGAAUUUGAGGCCGACGAGGAAGCUCGAAAGCUGAUCAAGUGCGGGCACCUGUUCCACAGGGCUUGCAUCGAUCAGCAGUGGCUGAUCACCGGCCGCAACUCUUGCCCCCUCUGCAGAGCUCCCGGUGUCGACGAA
Messenger RNA from Paraphaeosphaeria sporulosa, 1800 nucleotides. RefSeq lists its product as uncharacterized. The annotation marks the transcript as partial. The record is from RefSeq and is a predicted model, not a curated record. NCBI's taxonomy places the organism in Eukaryota, Fungi, Ascomycota, Dothideomycetes, Pleosporales, Didymosphaeriaceae. Gene Ontology annotation, molecular function: ubiquitin protein ligase activity. The transcript is spliced from 2 exons.